Molecule: messenger RNA, 1764 nt
Organism: Colletotrichum siamense
Lineage: Eukaryota; Fungi; Ascomycota; Sordariomycetes; Glomerellales; Glomerellaceae
Product: Bifunctional lycopene cyclase/phytoene synthase
Exons: 3
Coding region: 1-1764 (587 amino acids)
Biological process (GO): biosynthetic process
Molecular function (GO): intramolecular lyase activity; geranylgeranyl diphosphate synthase activity
Source: RefSeq, a predicted model, not a curated record
AUGGGUUACGAUUACGCGCUGGUGCACAUCAAGUACACCAUCCCUCUAGCAGGGCUUCUCACCUUCUUCUCAUACCCGCUCUUCACCCGCCUCGAUGUCGUGAAGACGCUCUUCAUCGUCACCAUCGCCUUCGUGGCCACCAUCCCUUGGGACUCAUAUCUCAUCAGAACCGGCAUCUGGACCUACCCACCCAACGCCAUCCUCGGCCCUACCCUCUUCAGCAUACCCUUGGAAGAGCUCUUCUUCUUCAUCAUCCAGACCUACAUCACGGCCCAGCUCUACAUUAUCCUCAACAAGCCCGUCCUGCACGCCCAAUACCUCAACUCGCCAGCUACCCUCCCCAAAUGGAUCAAGAGCGGAAAGACCGUCGGCCAGGGUGUUCUUGCCGGCAGCAUUGCGCUUGGCGCCUGGCUCAUCGCAAAGGAGGGUGAGGGAACGUACCUUGGCUUGAUCCUCGUGUGGGCUUGCUCCUUCGCCCUCUUCAUCUGGACUAUUACCGCCCAGUUCCUUCUGGCGCUUCCGCUGACAUGCACUGUCCUCCCCGUGAUCCUUCCCACAGUCUACCUCUGGGUGGUGGACGAGAUGGCGCUGGGACGUGGCACAUGGGCCAUUGAGAGCGGCACCAAGCUUGAGUUCAAGCUCUUUGGCAGUUUGGAGAUUGAAGAAGCUGUGUUCUUUCUGGUGACGAACAUUCUCGUUGUUACUGGUAUUGGCGCUUUCGACAAGGCUGUUGCCGUCUGCGAUGCCUUUCCCGACAUCUUUGACAAGCCGGCCGAUGCUUUGUCCAUGUCUUUGCUGCGCGCCAGAGUGCUUCCCUCGUCAAAGUACAACAUGCAGCGCAUCCUGGGCAUCCGCCAAGCAGUGGGCAGACUGGCAAAGAAGAGCCGCAGCUUUCAUCUCGCCAGCUCUGUCUUCCCUGGCCGUCUGCGCAUUGACCUGACUCUGCUCUACUCCUACUGCCGCCUAGCCGACGACCUUGUUGAUGAAGCAGCAAACCCUCAAGAAGCAGCCAUCUGGAUUGCCAAGCUCGACCGCCACCUGGCUCUGCUCUACAAAGAUCCAGACUCCUCCUCGGCCCCUCUCGCCUCCCAGUAUGCGGCAGAGAAUUUUCCCGCGUCAGCUCUCUCCGCCCUGGACCUACUGCCCGCCAACCUCAUUCCCCGGGAGCCCUUGGCAGAGCUGCUCAAGGGCUUCGAGAUGGACCUCCAGUUCAGCACGAACAGCUUCCCCAUCGCAACCCCGGAAGACCUCGAGCUCUACGCCGCCCGCGUCGCCAGCACCGUCGGCCAGUCCUGUUUGGAACUCGUCUUCUGCCACUGCAAACACUCACUGCCGCCGUACAUGCAAGCCUACCUGCGCAACACGGCGCGCCAGAUGGGUCUCGCGCUGCAGUUUGUCAACAUCGCCCGCGACAUCGCCGUCGACGCCAAGAUCGGCCGCGUCUACCUCCCCACCUCCUGGCUCAAGGACGAGGGCCUCUCGCCGGAGGACGUCCUCAGGGACCCGCGCAGCGAGGGCGUCGCCAACGUGCGCCGCAAGAUCCUCGCAAAGGCGUUCGAGCACUACGGCGAGGCCAGGGAGUCGAUGAAAUGGAUUCCCUCGGAGGCGCGCGGCCCCAUGGUCGUCGCCGUGGAGAGUUACAUGGAGAUUGGCCGCGUGCUGGUCCGCAACGGCAACGCUGCGGCGGCGGACGGAACGGGACGGGCCACUGUGCCCAAGUCGCGACGGGUUUGGGUUGCUUGGAGCACGCUGAUGGCGGCUUGA